ACUGUCAAAUUGUCAAUGUCAAACUCAAUUCUUGAAAAGUGAAAACACAUCAAGUCAAAAAUAAAAUAAUUAAAAAAUGGGUUAAAAAAUACAGAUUUAUUAAAUUUAUGAAUUCUAUCUUGAUGUAAAAGUCUACAAUUAGUUUUCUUUUCUUUAAGUGUAUACAACUUACUAUAAGCAAUGGAGGAAGAUAAAUUCGCAUUGGUGGAGAAAAUAAUAAAAGAUGUACACAAUGUUUUAUCGAAAAUCGCUGAGUUAUAUGCGUUUGAUGUGGUUCCAAUGGAUAAUAAUUUUCAGAACAAAUCGCCAGUAUUGCAUAUGGAAAAUUGUUUAGGCCUAGAGUCAUGGUGUGUUAAACAUGUUUACAUGUAUUGUUACACGGAGCUUAUGGACAAAUAUUGUAUGAAACCCAAUCGCAAGUCAAGAAAACUUGCCUUUGGCUGUGAGAGACUAAUCAAGUUACUGAAUGUGACUCUUCUUCUAAAGCCAGAAAACAAUUCACUAUGGAAUAAAAGACGUGAAUUGGUCCUUCAGGCAUUAUUGGAUAAGACUGUUGAGUUGCAUUUUUCGAGGUUGGUUUUAUCUAGAAAACCAAAAUGUAAUGAAGCAUAUGCUUAUAGAAGAUGGGUUUUAGAUUCAAUAUUACAAGAUGACACUCUGCCAGUGCACAAUAUUGAAAGCUUAGUAAAUGAUGAAAUUGUCAUUUGUAAUCUUGCUUCUGAUAAGUGCCCUAACAACUAUCACAGUUGGAAUCACCGAACAUGGCUUCUAAACAGACUUACACGAGUUAAAUCAAAUUUUGAUAUAGACUCACUCUUUAUAAAAGAAUAUCACUUCUCAGAAAAGUGGACAUCCAAACACGUAUCAGACUUUAGUUGUUUCCACUACUAUCAGUUUUGUUUAAAAAAUAUUUAUAGUUUGAGUGAUGAAUCUUGGAAAAUCCUUCAAAGUUCUCUAAACAUUAAUUUACGGAAAGUGCUUGUUAAGUUAUUAGCGACAAAUUUUCCAAAGGAUCUAACAAUCCAGGCGUCAGAGGAAAAUUUGCUCAGUUACUCAGAGGAAAACCUGAUGAAACUGUUACUUGCUUAUGCUAAUAAGAAUUGUAAAUGUGUUGUAGAUUAUGUACAGUUGUGUAGGAAAGUAGAAAUAUUGUUUCAUUCUUUAGUGCUGAAUGAUGAGUUGAUAAGAUUUUACAAACACCAUGAAACUUUGUGGUAUCACAGGAGAUUUAUAUUGCAUGAAAUGCUUAUGGUAAUGUAUGACCAUUUUGGACUUGUUAGAUGUAAAGGUGCCCUUGUAAAGAAAAGUUGUAAGGUUUGCUAUUUUGAAGAGUUGCGGCAAAAGCAGCCAAAGAUAGUGAGAUAUGACAGUAACCACAUUUAUUCUAGUGUGUUUUUCAAUGUAAUAUUAACACAUGAGAAGAAAAUUAUAGAUGAGAGACGGACAGAUGGUGACAAUUUUGCAGACAGACAUGAAAAAUAUUUGAAAUUUGUAGAAGCUCUCAAUAGUGUUAUAUAAGAAUUUUAAAAAAUAACUUUUAUACAGAUGUAAUUUAAUACUUUCAUAUUAAAGUAAAUAAUUAAUGUAAUCUUAGUUUUCUAUGAUCAAACAUGUAGUGUAGAUAUAAAAAUCACAAAGGAAAUGUAACAAGCAAAUGUAGGGGCAUGUUAAAUGUCUUUAGAGAUGUUCGCACCCUAGCAGUGGCGUAGCUUGCCUUGGAGGGGCCCUGUAUCAAAGUUAGUUGGGAGGCCCAAUAGACAAAUGGCAAAUUCAGAAAAAAAGAAUGGCAAAUAAGGAAAAAUUGUAUGUUUUUUUUUCUCCGGGAAGCAGAAAAUCAAGUAAGAUUGUAUGUUAAAAUUUACUAAUUUUUGCUUUAACACUUACGGGGCCUCAUCAUCCCGGGGGCCCCGUAUUAUUGAUACUGAUACAGCGGUAGCUACGCCCCUGCACUUUAGCCAAGCGCUAGUGCUCAACAGGCAAAGCUAAGGCCAAAAUCCUCUGAGACACUACAGUGGUCAUAUUAUAAAGCCUGUAGGAAUUCACAACUAUAAAAAUGUUAAUAGUUGUUGAAAUAAGUUUCAGUUUAUGAGGAUGAAGAAACCAAAGUGGAAAGCAUUAAGUUCAUUAACAUUAAUUGUAAUGUGUAAACUAUCAUUCAAACUGAGGGUAGUAAUAUAAAAUGUGCCACACUGAUCAACUAUGUCCACCAGUCAAAUAGUCACAUAAUGAGUUUCCUAUUUGGUUUCUGUUCUAAGAAGCUUCUGUUGAACUGAUCACAGUGCUAGCGCAUUAUAGAUUUAUAGAUAUCUAUACAUAAACUAGAUCAGUCUGAUCUCACUUGACCAACUAACUCCAUAGGCCCCAACAUCCUAAACUGAUUCCGAGUCUAACAGUCCUCCACUCUUAUCUCCGCCAUUCUUUGAGCCAAACGGCAUUAUGGCAGAUUUUUUGGUCAUUUUAGUUGCUUGGCCAAAUGCCCUUAGUCACCCUGCUGCUUUUUGCACAUAUCAUCAGAUGAAAUAGUAGUCAAGCGCUAAUUUGUGGUAGCAUAAUAAACAAAUUGAAUAUAUGUAUAUUAUUGUUAUUUUUCACAUUGUAUUUGUUAUUAAAGUGACAUUAUUAGUAUAAAGUAAAUGUAUAAAAACAUACUUUGAUAAGAUUACUUAUAUAUUUUAAAUUUAAUUUCAAGUGUUUUAAUUUUUAACUUUGUAAAAAAGACAUGUAAAGACAAUUAGAUGUGUAAGUAGAAACACAAUAAGGCAUUGGGUGUUUUAUGUAAAAAAAAUAAACACAGUUUCUACGCAAAAGGAGGUUAUUUAAUAAGAGUGUGUGAGUGUGUGUGUGUAAAUUGGUGCCAAAUAGUUGUGCUUGUGUGUAUGGUACACACACAGUGAAUAUACUCAGAUACUGUCACAAACUUAUCUGGCCCGUUGAGGUUGUUGUUGUGCUUUUAGUAUAAUGUUGUGCAAAAUGGCGACUGCCGCGACGUUAGACACGAAACAAGUCCCAUAGACGCGGCGCUAAUGUCUUAAUGGCGCUCAUUGUCAUUUGGUAAUGGCGGUCUUAUUGUCAUUUGUGUAAGGCGCUGUCAAUUUUAGUUCAGGUUUUAGCCGCAGGAUUUCUAUCGUGGCGUGGAGUCUAGUUCCGAUUUUGGCCACCGGGUUAGAAAAGUUUGUGUGUCUAAAGUGUGUCUUGAAAUCAAAUAAUAUCGAAUAUGAGAAAGGCAGAAUUAAAAUAAAGGUUCUACUCGUAUCCAGCAGCGCGACACGAAAAGAGGGCCGUUUUGACGAUUUUCGUGAGGUUGUCUCGAUAAUCCACGGAUACUUUAAAAGAAAAACAAUUUCAGUAACUAGGUAGGUCUAAACCCUGGCAAGUAAGGUGAUCCAUAAUGCCCGGUACACUAAAGCUGACAAUUACAAUCCCCUUUGUUAUACUACCAAACUAUAUUUGAACGUGAGAUAGAACAAAAUCGUCAAUAAUUAUAACCAAUAACGUACUACUUAUACUCUCGAAUAAAUCAUCGAUAAUUUUUGUAGUUCGAGUAGUUUUUUUAAACGGAACUUUUACAACUAUCUUGUCGCAAUUGUAAAUUUCACUUUAUUUUUGUGGUUAUUGGUGAAAAUAAUAUUGCAUUUAUGAUAUAAUUAGUUGUAGAUUGAUUGAUGCUAGAAUUUAGAACUCCCAGAGUUUAUAAUGAAAUGACAAUUUUUAUAUUUUCAAAUAAAAAUUAUGUUAUGCAAUGCAAAUAAUACAUUAAAAUACAAUGAAAUUGCAGAGUUACUUUAAGUAAGUUAUAAACGAUAUAUCUAAAAAAUAUUUAUUAAUUAUGAAUUUAUUUUAUCAGAGACACAAUGUUUAUUUUAAUUUUUUAAAAUACAUAUAAAAAGAAGUAUU
Bicyclus anynana (squinting bush brown) is the source of this 3894-nucleotide messenger RNA. It is a transcript of the gene temp, whose product is annotated as protein prenyltransferase alpha subunit repeat-containing protein 1. The transcript has 3 exons. Gene Ontology annotation, biological process: protein prenylation. Bases 181 to 1518 code for a protein of 445 amino acids. The record is from RefSeq and is a predicted model, not a curated record. Lineage: Eukaryota; Metazoa; Arthropoda; Insecta; Lepidoptera; Nymphalidae. Gene Ontology annotation, cellular component: cytoplasm. Gene Ontology annotation, molecular function: protein prenyltransferase activity.